AUGGUUGACAAAGAGCCUAUGUUCUUUGAUUUUGAUGCAGCAGGAGUUCUCUUCCCUACGAUCUACUUCACCUGGAUAGCACCUACCGUAUUUCCAAUGCUUAUCGUGCAUGAAAAUGUUCUUCAUUAUCUGGAGAAUGGAGCAGAUCUUAUGUUGCAAGGUAUACAUCUCAAUCUUAUUCCUUCUGGUACAUUUUUAUGUAAAAUUGUGGAAGGAGUUCUACAGAAGGAGCUAAUACCUCUUUACGAGCUAAAUCGCGGUGAUGCCGUGACAAUCUCUGUCCUCACUAACGGUAAAGUGAUGGGACCGAUGGCGGUGGGUGUAACCCUUAUGUCUUCGCAGGAAAUGGUAGCGAACAGGGAAUUUGGAUCUCGCGCUGCUCCUCCUGUGCAUGAACUUGUCAAUGUCUUCAACAAGUCGGAAGCAAAGCCUGAGACAUCUCAAGCAGAGGAGUUUCCACCUCUUGGCUCGCUAUCUGUUUGUGGAGCAGUCCAAUCAGAAGCUGUACUGCUUGGUAGUGUUUAUGCGUUAUAG
Strongylus vulgaris is the source of this 534-nucleotide messenger RNA. NCBI's taxonomy places the organism in Eukaryota, Metazoa, Nematoda, Chromadorea, Rhabditida, Strongylidae. The record is from the annotation of a GenBank genome assembly.